AUGCCAGCCAGGACCAGAGCGGAGCGAGCCUCGGCGAGGGACGCGCGCGCCAAGGCCGCGAGGGCGUUUAUCAACAAGACGGUGCCGGCGCUGCUCAAGGCGAAUGCGCGGGCGCGGAAGGGCGUCGAGGCGGCGGAGCGGAUCGUCGACCCGCCGCCGUGGAUGCCCACGACGAGCACAGUCACGUCGUCAUCAUCGCUAUCGACAUCGCCCGCUGAGGAGAAUGAAGCGGCUUCUAAAUCACGGAGACGAGGAGACCGAGGUGGUGCGCAGCAACAACAACAGCAGCAGCAGGAGGACCAUGAGCCGCCGUGUAUGCACAUCACCCUCCGUGUGGAGGACACGCUCGAGGCCGCGGCGCGGCUCGUCGCCGAGACGGCCGGCAGCAGCGGCAGCGAUAAGUUUAACUACAACGGCAGCGACAGCGGAAGCGGCAGAAGCGGAGGUGGUGCACGCCGGCAACAGCAGCAGCAGCAGCAGCAAAACGGCCGCGUCGCGGUCCUUAACAUGGCGUCGCCCUUACGGCCCGGCGGAGGGGUCCUCACGGGCGCGACGUCGCAGGAGGAGCAGCUCUGCGCGCGCACGACGCUCUACCCGUCGCUGCGCGAGUCGUUCUAUCGCCUCCCCGAGGUGGGCGGCGUGUACACGCCCGACGUGCUGGUGUGCCGUUCCUGGACUUCUGCCCCUUCCUCUUCCUCCUCCACCUCCGCCUCCGCCAUCGGAGCAGACGCGAUGCUGCUACCCCCAUCGGAGAGGUUUUAUGUGGACGUCCUAACGGCAGCGAUGCUACGCAUGCCCGACACGAUCGUCCAGAGUGCAGAAACAACGGCCACCUCCAUCUCCCCGGCGGAGACUCGUCCUGCCACGCAAGUCGCAGCGGCGCUGGCCUAUGCGGAGCCGCAGGACAGGGAGCUCGCGCACCGCAAGAUGCGCGCCGCGCUGCGCAUCCUCCGCGGGCGGGGCGCCACGCACGUCGUCCUCGGGGCGUGGGGGUGCGGCGCGUACGGGAACCCCGUCGGGGAGGUUGCGCGGGCGUGGCGGGCGGCGCUGUGUGGUCGCGGACGAGGAGGGAGAGGGGCCGAGGGAUGGGACGGACUGCGGGUGGUGUUUGCGAUACGGGACGCGGGCAUGGCGCGUGCGUUUGCGGAUGCGUUUGGGCAGGGGCUGGUGGUGCAGGGAGAGGAUGAGGAAGAGCAUGAGGACGAGGGUGAGGAGCGGAGUCGUGAGGAGGAUAGAGGACAGUCACGGUCAGAGGAUAGCAGCGGGCACGGGAGCGACGACGAGGUGGAAGAGUGA
Messenger RNA from Purpureocillium lilacinum, 1296 nucleotides. RefSeq lists its product as uncharacterized. The record is from RefSeq and is a predicted model, not a curated record. Lineage: Eukaryota; Fungi; Ascomycota; Sordariomycetes; Hypocreales; Ophiocordycipitaceae.